AUAUAUAUAGCUCCAUCGCCGAUUACGCGAAACGUUAGCUGUUGCAUCUGCUAGGAAGGAUCCGGAUCGAGGGAAAUGGGUCGUCGGAUCAGGGAUCGGGUCGCCGCCGCUGCUUUCUGGUUCCUUCUUGUGGCAUCAUCGGCGCAAGCUUUCUAUCUGCCGGGCGUCGCGCCUCGCGAUUUUACAAGAGGAGAUGAACUCCAAGUCAAAGUGAACAAGCUGUCAUCCACUAAGACACAACUUCCCUAUGACUACUAUUACUUGAAGUAUUGCACCCCAAAGAAGAUAAAAAAUGUGGCUGAAAACUUGGGAGAAGUGCUUCGGGGAGACCGUAUAGAGAAUUCCGUCUAUACUUUUCGCAUGAGGGAGGAGAAAUCCUGCACGGUGGCCUGCAAAGCAAAAAUUGAUGCUCAAGCAGCAAAGGAUUUCAAAGAAAAGAUUGAUGAUGAGUACAGGGUCAAUAUGAUUCUAGAUAACCUUCCAGUAGCUGUUCUCAGACAAAGGCGAGAUGGAAAUCCAUCACCAACUUAUGAGCAUGGUUUUCGUGUUGGGUUCAAGGGAAACUAUGCUGGGAGCAAAGAAGAGAAACAUUUUAUUCAUAACCACUUAAGCUUCAGAGUUAUGUAUCAUGAAGACCGUGAAACUAAUUCUGCUCGGAUUGUUGGGUUUGAAGUUACUCCAAUCAGCAUUAAUCAUGAGUACAAGGAGUGGGAUGAGAAGAAUCCUAAUGUGGCAACGUGCAACCAAAACACGAAAAAUAUCAUUCAGGGGGGUGCUGUUCCACAAGAAGUGGAGGCUGGCAAAGAUAUUGUAUUUACCUAUGAUGUUACCUUCAAGGAAAGUGAAAUUAAGUGGGCGUCACGGUGGGAUACUUACCUGCUUAUGAAUGAUGAUCAAAUUCACUGGUUUUCAAUCAUCAACUCUUUGAUGAUUGUUCUUUUCCUUUCUGGUAUGGUGGCCAUGAUCAUGAUGAGAACCCUGUAUCGAGAUAUUGCAAACUAUAAUCAAUUGGAAACCCAAGAUGAAGCUCAAGAAGAAACAGGAUGGAAACUGCUACAUGGUGAUGUUUUCAGGGCUCCCCCCAAUUACGGGUUGCUGUGUGUUUACCUGGGAACUGGGGUUCAGAUCUUCGCAAUGACUCUUGUGACAAUGAUCUUUGCAUUGCUAGGCUUCCUCUCACCGUCCAACCGUGGGGGCCUUAUGACAGCCAUGGUUCUGUUAUGGGUGUUCAUGGGAUUGUUUGCAGGCUAUUCAUCUUCUCGGUUUUACAAAAUGUUCAAGGGCACAGAAUGGAAGAGGAUUACCUUAAAGACAGCUUUCAUGUUUCCUGGUAUUCUUUUCGCUGUCUUCUUUGUCCUCAAUGCUCUCAUUUGGGGAGAAAAGUCGUCUGGAGCUGUACCCUUUGGAACCAUGUUUGCUCUUGUGUGCUUGUGGUUUGGGAUAUCAGUACCAUUAGUGUUCGUUGGUAGUUAUUUGGGUUUCAAGAAGCCCGCGAUUGAGGAUCCUGUAAAGACCAACAAGAUCCCUAGGCAGAUACCCGAGCAAGCCUGGUACAUGAAACCAGUAUUCUCCAUCCUUAUUGGAGGCAUUCUACCAUUCGGGGCUGUUUUCAUCGAAUUGUUCUUCAUCCUGACCUCCAUCUGGCUGAACCAAUUCUAUUACAUCUUCGGCUUCCUCUUCAUAGUCUUUGUCAUCUUGAUAAUCACAUGUGCCGAGAUCACAAUCGUUCUGUGCUAUUUCCAGCUGUGCAGUGAAGACUAUAAUUGGUGGUGGAGAGCUUAUCUCACCUCUGGAUCAUCAGCUUUAUACCUUUUCCUAUACUCGGUCUUCUACUUCUUCACCAAGUUGGAAAUUACAAAAUUCGUUUCUGGCAUUUUGUACUUUGGGUACAUGUUGAUUGCAUCGUAUGCCUUCUUUGUGCUGACGGGAACCAUCGGGUUCUACGCUUGCUUCUGGUUCGUUCGCAAGAUCUAUUCAUCCGUGAAGAUUGAUUGAUACAGCGAAGAUUCAUACAAUUUCCUAGUAGUUUCAUGUUAGAGAGCAUCAAAAGGUCGAAGAACAGAUGAGUUGUGAAGAGCAGUCAGAUGAGGUACCACUUUUUUCCGGAGGGUAAGAGCUCAAAACUAUGUAAGAUCUUCUGCACCCUCAAAAGUCUUGCUUAUUUCGGUAUGGAAAGCAUAAACUAUAUGUUGCAUGUUUUAAUUUUUGCCCCCAUCAGUGGGCUUAAGAUGAUAAUGAUGACGAUGAUAGAAAGAUUGAUAUUGUAGAUGUAUGAAACUAAACUUCACUUCACUUGGUGAUGCAAUUGUAGCUUAAUGGAUUUUUGUUCCUCCA
Molecule: messenger RNA, 2334 nt
Organism: Andrographis paniculata
Lineage: Eukaryota; Viridiplantae; Streptophyta; Magnoliopsida; Lamiales; Acanthaceae
Product: transmembrane 9 superfamily member 7-like
Exons: 7
Coding region: 76-1995 (639 amino acids)
Biological process (GO): protein localization to membrane
Cellular component (GO): membrane
Source: RefSeq, a predicted model, not a curated record